CUAUUCUCAAAGGAGAAAAAAAGCCGAUGAAUUAAACCACAGAGACGAGAGUUAUUUUGAGCGUAUGCAUUUGUUUUUCUAUAGCAGACAGCGAUAUGUUUACGAUGUUUGUGUAGAUUCCUUUUCACAAAUGCACCCUUUUCGCACAUUGUGUUUAUUCAAUUUUGUACUGGUACAGGAAAAACAUUAUUCUGUAACUCAGUAACUUUAAUUAUAUUUCUUUUAAUUUUGUAAUGUAGAAUUAACUUAAUGAAACUUAUAAUUGUAAUUAGCCCUGGUUUGCGUAUCGUAUUCUUGCAAUUGCUUUUAACAUAUAUUUUGUCUUUUGCCAUGUAGGCCUACUGUUUCACAAAGAGCCAUACAUUUAAUUUAAACAGAGAUUAAAGUCUCCACACUAAUAACACUACGAAGCAAUUAUUGUAUCAGAACUAGUGUUAUUUCUUGGAGAAUACUGAGGAUUAUAUAUUACGUUUCUUGUGGAAUGUUAGAAUUUGUAAGUGACUACAGGAUAUUUCAAUACCAAAGGUAAGUGGAUAUUUAAAAAAAAAAAAAAUAUUUUAAUUUAAGAAUAAUAAUUUUCAAAAAAAAAAAAAAUAUGAUUAAAUGGCCAAAAAUAGUAUUACCUAUAAUAGGUCCUGCAAUAAUAAGUUGGAAUGGCACUAGAAUUUAAAAAAAAAAAAAAUAUUUUAAUUUAAGAAUAAUAAUUUUCAAAAAAAAAAAAUAUAUGAUUAGAUGGCCAAAAAUAGUAUUACCUAUAAUAGGUCCUGCAAUAAUAAGUUGGAAUGGCACUAGGCCAGUACUAUAUACUUAUUACGGAGACGUGGUUUAAGCAGGUCGGAGAUGAGGUCAAGCUGCAAGAAAUUACACCUCCGGACUACCUCCUUCAUUCCUGCCCAAGGAUGUCUCGUGGUCGUGGGGGUAUUGCUGUUCUUUACAGGAGCUCCCUCAAGAAUAGUUUGGUGUUCUCAAAAUCAGACCAGUUUGUUUCAUUUGAGAUGUGCAAGAUGCAACUUAAAUUAUUGUGACCAAGCGAUUACGAUUCUGUGCAUAUACAGGCCACCUCUCAAUAAACGAAAUAAGUUGAAGGCCUCCCAGUUUACUGCUGAGUUCAUAAAACUCCUAGACACGUACGCCUCUACAAAUAGCAACGUCAUAAUAAUAGGUGAUACCAAUUGCCACUUUGAUUCCACCACUGACAGCUAUGUGAAGACUCUGAAAUCAGCUCUUGACACACAUAGUAUGAUCCAGCUUGUCAGUGUCCCGACACAGAAGAGGGGUCACAUCCUGGAUUGGCUAGUUGUCAGAGGGGACCACGCAGCCGUCAUCCGCAUCCUCCUUAUUGAAGAUAAAAUGAUCUCUGAUCACUUUCCCAUAUUCUUUGACCUUGACUUGAAGAAGCCAGGGUGCCCUCUGCGCACAAUCACACCUCGUGACCAGCGAAAAAUUGAUCUAGUGACCUUCAGAUACAACGUCGCCGCCCUCAGGUGCAGUGAAAAGGACCCAGCUACAUCCUACAACAGUGGCCUCCGAGUCAUUUUAGACAAACAUGCACCACUGUCCACACGGCACGUUGCGGACCGCCCUUCCACCCCAUGGCUCACGCCUGAAAUAAAGGAAGCGAAGCAGAAGCAGCGACGAGCAGAAGGCUUAAUGGCGGAAGUCGGGUUUGACCGUGAACCGAAAAAACUUUGUUGACCAAAGGAAAAAACAAAAAGUUGGUCCUUGCAGCUAGGACUGAGCAUGUUAGCCAUCAGAUUAAAGCCAGCAUUUCAAGCAAGGACUUAUUUCGCAUUGUGGGUCAGCUGACCAGUAAAAACAAGUCUUCAUCUCUGCCAAAUAACAUUGCUGUAGAAAAGCUCUCAGACGCUCUAAAUGACUACUUUAUUACAAAAGCUAAGAAGAUCAGGACGAAACUUGACAGUUGCAUCAAUACUGCUCUAGAAUUCUCACUCUUCAAUGGCUCUUCUAUGGGUGAAUUUGUUGAGUUCAGUGACUCGAAUGUGAGGAAAAUCCUCGCUGAUACCACAAGAAAAUCAUGUACGCUUGACACUCUUCCAGCAGGGCUCAUUUAUGAAUGUCUGGAUGAAAUGUUCCCCAUCAUCACCUGUAUCAUAAAUCAGUCCUUAGCUACUGGUAUUGUUCCAUCAUAUUUAAAAGAGGCGAUCGUCACACCACUUUAAAAGACUAAAAUCUUGACCCAAAUGUCAUGGAAAAUUAUCGCCCCAUCUCAAAUCUACCAUUUAUUUCUAAAAUCUUAGAAAAAGUCGUUCUCCGCCAACUCCUGGAUCACCUCUCUCAGUUUGACUUGUUUGAACCAUUCCAGUCAGCAUACAGGGUGAAUCACUCUACUCAGACAGCCCUGUUACGCGUCGUAAACGACCUUCUGUCUUCUUGUGAUGACGGCCAGGUAUCGAUUUUGUCUUUACUCGAUUUAUCGGCAGCUUUCGAUACGCUCGACCACGGCAUACUGCUCCAGCGUCUGCAAAAAACAUUCUCACUGAUACCGUCCUGUGUUGGUUCCGAUCGUAUCUGACUAAUUGGAUCCAGUCAGUUAUUUCAAACGGCUUGGCCUCGAAGAAAUCUAAUAUAAAAUUCGGAGUACCCCAGGGCUCGGUCCUAGGCCCGAUGCUUUUACGAUGUACAUUCAGCCCCUGGGUGCAGAGAUCAAGCAGUUUGACAUGCAAUACCACAUGUUCGCAAGUUCGACCAUGCUAAAACACUUCUGAGAGAGUUGCAUUGGAUGCCGGUGCGUGCUCGCAUAGAGUACAAAAUCGCAACUUUGUGCUACCUCUGCUUGCAUGACUUGGCUCCGUCCUAUCUGAAAGAGCUGCUGACGCCUUAUGUACCCACUAGACAACUCCGCUAAUCCGAUAGUGGCAAACUCUCAACACCACGUGUUUGGCUUGAGACUUACGGAAAGCGCACUUUCGCAUUUGCUGGUCCAACAAUUAGGAACGCCCUUCCUGUAGUUCUCAGAAACAAACAGACACUGGAGUCCUUUAAAACCGAUUUAAAGACACAUCUAUUUCGCAAACACCUUCUGGGAUGAUUGUCAACAUUAUUUUCCAGUUAAUGCAUAAUGGCUGUGUUGCUUAUGGUUGAAAUGGCUAGAAAGACUUUGCCAUUGUAUGCUUGUACUUAGUUUUUGUCGUGUUGCGUUUGUUUUAAAUGUGGUAAACUAUAGAUUUGUUUUUUUGUUGACUUUGUACCGCGCUUCGAGCCUUUGGGGAUGAAGCGUGUUUUUGAAAUGAACUUUAUUAUUAUUAUUAUCUGGUUGAGAUACCAAAGCGGCAUCGUCCGCAAACAAGAACUCCCGCAUCAAGACCUUUCUUGUUUUAGCCUUAGCUCUAAGGCGGACAAUGUUGAAUAAUUUUGCCGUCAUCUCUAGUGUGCAUGCAUAUCCCCUCGCUGUUGUUCUGAAAGGCAUACUGGAGUAGGAUGGAGAAAAAGAUUGCAAAUAAAGUAGGAGCCAGCACCCAACCUUUCUUUACUUCACUACUCACUGGAAAAGCUUCUGAGGUGGCACCGUUAUAGCACACUGUGCCCUGCAUGUUGUCGUGGAACUGCUUUAUGAUGUUAAGCAGUCAUGUACAUAUAUAUCAUUGUGAAAUCGUUUACCUUUUUAUUUGCUUAAAAAUAUAAUGUCCUUAUUAAGUUGUUUACAUUUAAAAGCAUAAACUCUUUUCACAAAAUAAAAACAUUAAAUAUCAGGCUUAAGGUUCACUAUAAACAUGAGAAGAUUAAAUGUGUAUCGUUUUAUUUAUCUGAGGACCAUCAGAAAUAUCAACGUUGGUCUCCUCAUUCAUCAAUGAUUUUUGGUAAUUUAUCUUUUUAAAAACAAAAUUGAAGUGAUUGUAUUCGUCGUUUCCAUCUGGAUUGCCGAUUUAAUUAAAAGCAUACUUGAUGCAUUAUUCAAUUUUAACUACAUUUUAUACUAUCGAUGAAACUUGCCACUAACCAGGGGUUAUACUAAAAGACAAUUGCUCUUCAGACGCUUUUUGAUGUCAUUGAAUAAUAAAAAAGUCACAAUUCGUUUUCAAAACAUAGAAGUAAAUUCUAACCUCCAUUUUUUUUUUAAUUUUGGAGUAACGAAAUAAGUAUGCUUUUUUAAAAAAAAACAGUAUGUUAAAUCCUAACUGUUAUGUUUAACACAUUUUCGUUAAUAGUGUUAAAACUGCUAAGUUGUUUGCAAAUAGUAUCAUAAUCCUUACAUUUAUAAGACAUGUAAAAUAUCCUGUGAGCACUGUCGUAAUUCACGGAAAGCAGGAACAGAUACAAAACAUGAACCUCGAAAAAAGCUUACUUUACUUGACUGAAGAUCGAUCUUGGCAUGAUCAAUCGUCACAAGUGUUUUCGCAUUCUGUAAAUUCUAUACUUUAUAAACAUUGAUAUCAAUUGCUUCGACCUCAUUUUCCCCCCUCCAAACUAUAGAUACUUUUAAUGCAUAUUCUCUUUCAUUCGUCAAUUAAAGCAAAUAUUAUGUUCAUGAGGACCCUUGACAAAUCUUCAUCACCUUUCUUUGCACAAUAUAAUCUUCAUAUUCUAGAUUUAUGUUUUGUGUUUAACAAUGUGUAAUUUUUUUUUACAAAAAUGUUCUCUUAAUUUGAAUUCGUUAUUCGUUUUUAUUAAUCUAGUCUCAAUAAAAAUUAUUAAUAUACUUUUAAUAUUUUUUGUGUUCAUUUUUACAGAGUAAUCAACAUCUGAGCAGUUUUAAUAAUUUAAAGUACCCAGCACUGAAUUAAAAUGAACAUCCUUGUAAUUUUAUGGAUUUUUACAAGAUUUUGUAAGUAUAUUCGUGGAUAUAUUUACCUAAACCAGGGGUCUCAAACUCAGAUUAUUCGGGGGACGCAGCAGGUAGAGUAUGAGUGAGACUGGGUCGCAAGUACUCCACACAAACCGAUGAUAAAUUCAAUAAAUUACACUUGUUACAAUCUGCUUAACAUUUAUAUUAAUAACAAAUAAAAACAGUAGGUUUUCUCAAGAAAUAGGCUUCACUCACUUUCUCCCACACCUUGUUGCCAGAUACUUGAAAGUGCUUAUUUUUACAUAGCUGAGCAACAUUUGGCUAAAGUAAGGAAGCCUCUGAGACACUCAGUAUAGAUUGAAGAUGCUCAUCAGUAAGUUUGGCCCUGAACUUUGACUUGUUAAAGUUCAUAGUGGAAAAGAGUAUUUCACAUGAAUAAUUACUCCAAACAAGGCACAUGAUCCGCUUGAAAAACCUGGAAAUCUCAGAAGAGGUGGAGGGCAAUGCUCUCAUAAAUUGUAUAAGGUUUACCACCCAAAACUUAGCCUUGAAUUUAAAAUCAGCUACAUUUUAAGCGCAAUGGGGUAUCUUUCACAUUGAAGGGAAAAGGGUCACAUAAAAUGUAAAAAGUCUGGAAACUAUAACAGACCAAGUUAACCACUUCUGACACGAAUGUAACAAUGCUUGGUGUGACAUUUUUAACUAAUAUUUUGAUUUCAAUUUAGUCUUUGGCCUGCAGCAUCUAAACGUGUGAUCAAAUUAUUUGUGUAGCUUUUCAAUGCCAUCAGUAUACUUACUACUAAAUUGUGUGCCGGAGUCCAUGAGUACUUUGCAUGUUCGGAUAUGGCAGAGGUUUUUUUGAGAAAGAUGUGCUUUCCAUAACACAUGUUGUGUGCAGAAUGUCCUGAUAUUGCUAUAGGCAACACUGACAAGCUGCCCCGGGCAUUUUGUAACAUUUUGUUCAAAACAUUCAGCACCUGUGUAAUGUCACCAAGAAAAGCCAAGUCCAUGAGCCACUUGGGAUCACUUAUUAUAGGAACAGCCUACCCAUCCUUCUCCAUGAAGGCUAUGGUUUUCCCAAUCAACUUAAAAAAACCUGUUCAUGACGUUUCCUUACUAAGCCAAAAUGCCUCGUUGAAGUAGAUAGCAUCCUCUUAUUAACUCUAAAAAGGUGCGGAACUUCCAGUGGUUUAAGCCCCUGGAUCUGAUAUGGUUGAUGCAUUUCACGUCAGACAUAACAUUGUCAAACUACAGGCAAUUGCAGCAGAGGGCCUUUGAUGGAAGAUUCAGUGUAGAGCAACGGCCGUUUCCACACCCUCCUCUUCCAAUUUUCUUUUAACCUGUGCCACGAGUCCAUUUAUUUUCCCAGUCAUUGAGGGAGGCCUGUCGGUCGGUUAUUUUGUCCACGGUAAACCGGUAUUCACAAUGGCAUCACACAGCUGGCGGAAUAUCUCCUGAGUAUGGUCUGGCCAUGCUUUGGAAUUACUUUGAACACAUCCUCCAUCAAUUCAAAAUUGUAAUCAACAUCAAGGAAAUAUGUUUCGAACUGUGCAGUGUCAGUAACGUUUAUGCUCUCAUCAAGAGUGACUGAGUAAGCAUGAAUAUGUUUACUCUUCUCACACAAUUGAUCUUAAAUGUUACCUGACAGGUCAGAAAUGCAUUCUGCCACUUUUUUCUGAAAGGCUGAUGUUGAUAAUCUGACCUUUUAUUUUUUCGGACAAACAAUACUUGUAACAUUCAAUCUUUUAUGAACUCUCCUUCUUUGAAUGACUUUCAAUCGACUCACUCAGCACGUAACUAGCUUUAACUGCUGCAUCACUUUCUUUUUUUGCUUUCUUGAAAAAAUCUUGCUACCUCAGUGGACUUGUUUUAGAUUUAGUAACCCCAGUCUCUCUCAUCCCCCUGGUAUUAAGCCCACUCCUCAGCAUGUCUAGUUAAAUGAUGUUGUGCAUCUUGUUCACCGCAACUUUCUCGAUGCAUGUAAGGCACGAUGGAAUGUCCCAGUCUUUAACAAACCGUUGUCCGUCUCCAACUUCUCCUAAAAUUGUCUGUGUUCAUUGCCGAACUUUGUCUCUACAGCAAGUUUUGAGAAACACAAGCCUGUGGUCGGUUGUCACAAAAAUGCAUGUGCACAGUGUGAUAAAGUAUAUGUCCCUCCACUUGGUAACACUCCCGAAUCAUGUAUAACAAAACUUUGCUAUUUGAGUGUCUAAGAAACCAAUAUAAUAAUAUGAGGCUGCAGUAGUCAAAGAGUUUUUUCCCAAAACUUGAAAUACUUUCUGAAGCAUGAAAUAUAUACUGCUCGAUACAUUAAAAUACAAUUUUAUAUGUUGGCCUUCAUGAUUAUUUCAGUCUUAUCUCACCAAAGCUAGUUUUGCGCUAGCGUUGAAAAAAGACGGUUGAUAACAAUGACCUUUUGUCUGAUAUUGAAUCAACAAACAUUUUUAUACACUUUUUAAAAACAUCAACUAAAUCUACAUUAAUUUUGUGUAAAACAAUAACAAAUCACGACACACACUUUUGUUGGCCUUAUUUUUGGAACUAACUAAAAUGAAAUUAAAAUGCGAAUAGUGUGCACCGCUUCACCCCUAAUCUCCGCAAGUAGACUCAGUCGGCAUUACGCCACGCCCAAAUUCUACAUUUAGACCCGGCCAUCACUUUGCGUAUCAUUGUUAGCGAAGUCAUAUCCUUUGUAAGAAAGUAAAAUUCCCAGUUGUCUAAAAUCAGCUAAUAAAUGCUAUUCAAAUAAUGAGCUUUGAGAAACCUUGACGAGCAAGCAUAUAAUAAAAAAAAAUACGGUUAUUCCCACUAGCGACUUUAACACUUUAAAAAACGUGUUGAAACAGAAGGGCAUUAGUUAUGAAUUAUUGUUGCGAGAGAAUAGCUAUUGUGUUAGAUUGCUACGAUUUACAUAAUUAUGGUUGUGCAUUACCCACUUUUUAAUAUGUUGAUUUAUAUAUAUAAAUAUAUGCACAUAUAUAUAUUAUAACAUUCGAAGAGUGUUUUCUCAAAACCACCCUUUGGUCAUGUUUUUCUCAUAAAAUGCUAUAAAAUAAAAACGUUCUGAUUUUAAAUUAAAACGAAAUUUUACCACUAUAAUGAACGUCCAAACAUUUACAAUCAUAAUAAAAAAUAAGAAUUAGACUAGUCGGUAAGAUUCGAACUUAAACCUUCUUGGAGUGUCACGUUAUAGAUAUGAGAAUUGGGAAAACAGCGGGCCGCAUUAACACUAACCUUUGCUGUCAGUUAUCCGGCCUCAAAAUAUUGUUUUGCGGGCCUCCAAUGGCCCGCAGGCUGCAAGUUUAAGACCCCUGACUCAAACAGUCAGUUUAGAUGUUAUGUAAGUUUUCAAAUAGUUUUAUUUAUUUUGUAAAGAUACUAAAUUAUAAAUUAGCAUAGAAAUGAUGACCAGAAAAACGGUUGUCAGAUAUGUAGGCCUAUGCAAUUGUUGGUUGCAACAUUUUUUUUAUUAAUUGCGUCUCGAUAGUUAUCCUACUUAUUUUGACUGAAUCAUUCGUACAUAUAAUCUCACUGCGUAAAGAAUAUAUACGUUUAUAUGAUUUAUAUCAACCAUUUAUUUAUUUUACAUCGUUAUAAUAAAAUAUCAACUUGUUUUAUGGUGUAUUGAAUUAAUAUAUUAUUUGUUUGAAAAGUCAAAAGUAUAUUAAGUAUAUGUAAACAAUAUACGUAUUUAUCGGCGUAUAAUACUAAUACGCACCUCAUUUUAAGAAUGCUGUGAUUAAAAUUUCUCGCUGACAGACUCGAAAUCGUUCCUGUAGCAGUCUUUCCUGAUACUAGUAUAGCGUUAUUGUUUUGUUGGAGUUCAAUCAUGUGUUUUCCCAUUUCGGCAGUGAAUCUAUAUCUAUAUAUAUAUAUAUUAUGUAUAUAUAUAUAUAUACAUAUAUAUAUAUACAUAAUAUAUAUAUAUAUAUUUCUUUAUUUUCUUUCUUUCUUUAAUUGUUUUAACAUAGGGAUACUAGAAAUAGAAAUUCAUUUUAUUUUGAAAAGCAUUAAUACAUAAGAUAAUUUGCAAGCUACCUUAUGAUUGAUUACCUUCCUGGUAUACCAAUCGUUUGUCUUCCAUAAUUAACACAUGAGAACAAAACUCUUUUGCAAGGCUCCCCUGUAUAAAAGUAGAAAGAAAAUAAAUUAAAUUUCAGAACCGCAUCGUCAAUCCCAAUGCGCACUCAUGUGCAGGUAAAUUUAAUAAAUAUGUAUAUAUUAUAUAAUAGACUAAUUGAUUAAAUCUAUUUUAUAUAGAAUGUGUUUUGUUCUUUCCACUCAGGUAACAUACAAAACCAAGAAAUAAGUGUGUCUGACUACAGCCAAGAAGACAGUGAAACAAAGUGCACCUAUGGUCUAAUCAAUAAUCUUGAUACAUUUAUGUCAAAAUGUCAAGUGGAGUUAUUUAAAAAUACUACAUUUAAAACAUUGGAAUUUCAAGUUCAAAAAAAACAGGAUGCUAAGUUUUUUCCUGUAAGCUAUGAAGUUUUAUAUUUGUAUUGUCUACAAUUUUACCACUUAAAAGAAACACACUUUAUUUUUUAACGUAAAAGAGCAAAAUUGUAUAAAUAAAUGUAAGUGUUGGGCCGCAAAGCUACUUUUAAAGUACUUAAAAUGCAUAACAUUUAAACCUAAAGAUAUCACUUAGAAACCUUCUUUUAUGAGACUUUGACACCUAGCAACGUUUAUCUCAUUAUAUUAAAUAGUAUAAACUAUUAUUCAAGUUAUCGUGUAUAUUUUUUGCGGAAAUAUAAUUCCUUUAGAAUUAAGUUUAAAUCAAGGCUAUUUUCAAAUAACUACUUCUUUUAUCAUUAGGUAUUGCUUUGUAAUAAAUUUUGUUGAACGUAUGCCUUUAGAAAUAGAAAAUUACCUUGAACAUUUCUUUAACUGAAUUUUUACCAUCUUACGUUUCUGUUUUCGUAAGAUACGUUUGGUAUUAUUUUAGAUUUUUUUCCAGCAUAAAUUUAAUUCGUUAGGCUUGUAAGUGAGAUUUGUGUAUUUGAGAGAUACUUAAAAAUACAUUUCUAAAUGAUUUUUAAAUUGGCUAUCAAUCUAAAAUGCUGUAAAAUAUUAUAAUGUAAAUUAGACACAUUGGUGAUUUAAAUUGUUCAUUUUCAAUUGAUUUUAUCUUUACAAAGAGUCUCAAAUAAAACAAAAUGGAAUCUUUGAAUAUAAAAUACAACUUGAAAUUUAUUUAACACAAAUUAAAAAAAUAAUAAUAAUAAAAACAUGAAUCCAAUUUAUUUUUCAAAGUUAUUUUUUCAAAAUAAACACAUCAUUUCUUUAAUUAAUUGUGCAUUUUUCUGCAGCUAUCACAUUUUGAUAUACAAGAACAAUCGUCUGACAGUCAUCUAUUCAACUGUAACUCCAGAAGAGAUAACGUUACCUUAUGUACUCUUAAACAGAAGGCAUCAAAAGACUACGAUCGAGCAAGAUUCCGCGUAGCUUUAAGAUAUGGAGUUUCGAGGCAAAUAUUAAGCGACGUACACAUGUAUCCGACAAUAACAGGUAAUUUGAAUUUAAUCAUUUUUAAUUUAAAAAAUUGAUAAACAAAUCACAUAAUUCAAAUUAUAUUCAAUCUAAAAAUCAACAUUUUAUAAGUAGUUUAUUAUACAUUUUGUCUAGGGCAGCCUUACCGAACAUUUUCUCUGUGAUCAUGUAUUUUUAUAAGUAUGCUUUCCAACAUACAUUUGUUUUCAUCCUUUAUACUGGAUUAUAUGUAAAACAGAACUGGUUUAAAGGUCCUUACAAAUCCAUCUAUAUAUAUAAAUCAACAGAAGUAGGGCAAACAAGAUCACACGCGAAAAAGUCGCAGGCAAACCCUGCACUCCCUCGCCUUGUCUGCUCAUCGUUGGUCUCGUGACAUGCGCUACCGCCCCCUCCAGGACCACCCUUGCUUGGAAGCCAAGCUCGCGGCGUAUGCUAAGCCGCGGGGCGGCGUGAAAUAUAAAGUGUGCCGUGACGUAUCAUGAAAAAGGUGGAGGGGGGUAAGGGGUGUAGCAAAAUUGGCAUUCUUAAAAGUGCGUAACUUGACUUCACGUUUUUUUCAAGUAACUUAGAUGGGUAGUUCACGCAUUGCUGUCGCCAAUGUUUGGCGGUCUAUAUUUAGUAUAUUAUAAAAAAGAAACAUUUACUUUUGCAAAAGUUGUAUAGACAAAAAAGACGCAUCAUAAUCAAUGUAUUCAAAAAAAUUGUCAAGUUUCAUGCUAAAUAUAAUUUUUGGUUAUAAUGAAAAGUUGAUAACGUUAUACUGAGAUAUUGUUCUCUUUUCAAAAGGAUUCAAUAUUUACUUUUGAAAAGCCAACUUCACACAGUUUGUGACAAGGGUCAUUAAAAUUGUUCGAUUUGCAUCUCUUCCACGUAAACUGGGUGUUAUGCAUUGGCUUCUCUUGUGAGAAAUUAAUCUCCUAUUUUAAAUUGAUGGCUCGUUCAAACAGUGCCAAAGAAAGGAUAAUACCAUUGACAAAUAAAAUAACAAAAAUACGACCCUAAAACUGUAACAAUUUAAAUUAAUAAGAUUUUUUUUGAUUUUGCUGGCAAAAUGUGACGAAGGAAUGGGCAUCGGAUGACGAAAUCCACAUGGCCUGGGAUUAUCAUAUGAUGAUGCAGCUUGGCACCAGUGACGUAAUAGGAGUUGUCGGAAUGUUUCAUUGUAUCAAUUUUAUCCGCCUUUCCAUCUCCGGGUUUGAUUUCAGAGUUUCCCUUCUCUUAUGAAUCCAGGCCAUCCACGAGCCACAUCCACCCUGGUGAUGUUUUUGCUUGACUGGGUUCUGGCUGGAAUUGAACUCCAGGCCACCAACUUAAUAUUUGCUCAGUUUAGACCACUCAGCCACCCAGAUUUAAUUUAGCAAUUAUACAAUGACAAAAGAAAUAUAAUUUCAAAUAAUUAACUUACAGUAUGGUAGAUCUUGUACCGGUACACAGUUAACACAGUUAGUACAAUGUGCCAAUGAAUAAUGAUGAAUGAUCAAUGCGAAUCAACUCGUAUAAGUAUAAAACAAAUAAUAAAGGUCACGUGAAGUUAAAAAAAAUAUAUAUAUCAAACUCUUCUUCGUCUGUGCCUGUCGAUCAUUAUUAUAUGUGGGUCUACUGACGCGUCUAGAAACGCCCUUACUUUUCUAAUACAAUCAAGAACGUUCCAUAAGAUACUAGUAGACGAACUAACAAUGUUUAAUUGGAUGUCGGUAAUAAACAAGAUACAUCAAAGGGAUUUAACCACGCCCACAACAAACGUUACUGUCUGCUAGGAGUCUAAUGCGGGAAAAAGAAUUUUCACGCACGGCGAAAAGUGUACCACAUAACACUGGGUAACCUUAUUUUCAUUGCACCAAAAAUCCAUAAAGUACGUUCUGUAAAAGAUAGUUUGAAGUGCCUCAAAAAAGUUCCAAAGGAAUACUUGCCAUUUCUAAAGUUUCAACGCUUCGCCGUCCAAAGAAUUUCUCCCUACCAAUAUUUAUUAAUCUAAUUGUAAUUGAAAAUACUUCCAGAUAUAUUUGUCAGAGAUUUAUGUAGGAACAUAAUUUUUAGUUGUGUUGUCAAAAUCUUUUCUCACAAAAUAUAUUUCAUUUGGAUUUUCUGAAAUGCUAAAUCUUUCAUCAAACUUCAAGAUAGGAAACGUCAUUAUAUUGUGAAUUAAGAUAAUUUUUGAAACUAUUUGCCAUUUUUACACGUUUAAGAUUAUUUGUGUCAUUUUGUAGCUAUAUAAAUAUAUUAAAAAAACAAUGUAGUCUAUGAUUGUAAAUUGUCUAUGAGUUAGAUUUCCUACUCAGCAACCACAGAAAAAAAUACAUAUUUUCUCUACAAAGCUAACGUGUAAUCAAGACAAAUGUGUCCUUUUGCAAAAAUGUGUAUGUAGACACAAAACACACAUGUAAUGUCUCGUUCAUCCCGGCGUAAAAUGGUAAAAUUUGACAAGUUUAAAUGAUUGAAAAGCUGCGAGUCCAGAACUUUGCUAACCAGGUUAUAUAAAUAAAAAAUAUCCAGACCUGCUUGUUUAUUAAUGUUUAAAAAUUAUGUUACCACCAUUUCUUUCCCCAAUAUAACAAACUCUUCUAUGUAACAGAAGGACAUUAAAAACACAAACACCAUUUUUUCCCUCAUAAGGAGUAUCACAUGUUACAAAUAUAAUUUUUGCCUACCGGAGCUGUCUCGAAAUAACAAAAGUGUCAAAUAGGUUCACAAUAUAAUGGUAAAAAUAUCAUAAGGUUUUAUUUCAUUCGUUCUUUUCCUUCAUAGUACCAAGAACCAUCCUAUCACUUUCAGUAAUAAUUUUUGCCAGCUUCUCUUCAUCAUUGUCCACACUACACCAUUUAAACUCAUCUCAAACAAUGUCUACCCUGGUUUAGUUUCUCGUUCUCUAAUCCCCUUGAAUUUUACAAAAGACUUUUUGUGUAAUUUCCACUGCUACCUUUAGAGAAAGUCCAUCAAUUUUAAAUUCAGUGGAGUUUUUUACUUCUUCAAAAUCUAUCAACGAUAUGUGUACGUCAUGCUUAAUAUAAGAGUAAGUUUUUUAAUGUCCGGGGAAAUAUAUAUUCAUUAUCAUGCGUCUAAAGUCAGGGCAAGUAGGUUUCGAUUUCUUAUCAACAUAUUAAAUAUUAGGGGAACUACAUCCCUGUAUAUUUUUAACCCUGCCCACUUGACUAGAUAUUUUUAUAAUGUAACCCUUCUAACUGAUUGAGGUAGGCUAUUUGUACGCAUGAAAUGUUAGAAUUAAAUCAUCCGUAUGAUCGUGUUUUGCUGUUUCUUUUCGACCAUAUCAUCUUCACACUUAUUUUCAACCUAACUUAAUUUCUUUUCUUCUUUUAAGACCCAUUCUUCGCAACGUUUUAUCUGGCUUAAGAUCUCUUAACGUACGAUUAAUUUCGGUAAUAUGCGGUCAAAAUGUCAAUAACUUUUAUAAUUAAAAUUGGUGGCUGUCAGAUAAUUACUUUACAAAACGAAAGAGACAAAAUUGGUAUGUUGCCACACAAAUUAGCACACAGAUUAAGCCACAAUUUUUAAUAAAUAUCUACAUUAAUUUAACAAUAAUCCACAAUGGGACAUAAUUAAUUAUACGAUUAUUAAAGAUAAUGUCACACACAUUUUAUUACAGAAAUAAAUGUGUUAUUGAAAAUGAAUGAGCAUAAUUGAAAACAAUAAAGCUCUUCGAAGCCUAAGGUAAUAUUCUUUAUGGAACUUCAGUCUGGUAAAUCACCGUUUACUUUGGUGAUGCACUGUUCUUCACUUUAAAGUUAAUUUUAGCAAACAUUCAUUUUAAAAUGCUUUUGAAGUUACAUUUUAAUCUUCGAGAGGUCAUCCCUUUAUAUGAGUUAUGUGAGUUCUUUUGUUUAGACCAAUCUGUGACAGGCUUUGGAUGGGCUAUUGAUACUUUUUUUAGAGCUCCAAGACUUACUUUAUUGAUUGUCGAACGUCUAAAUAUAUUUGUAUAUUUUUGGACAGCUAUUCGGAUGCUUUGGGUGAUUCUUGGUUUGCCUUGAAAACGUUUAUGUUGAACCGACGAGUUUUGGUUGGCUUUGCACAGUUACCUGCUGUGACUGUAGUUUGUCUAUCAUUUGGGUUCCCUACUCCACAGUAACAGAAAAAACACAACUCUUGCCUCUUGAUGUAGUGAAGUUAAUUGACCUAUUUUAAUGUAAUGGCGGGAUCACAAAGAUAUAAUAGUAGAUUAUUGUAAAGCUUUAUCUACCGGGAUUAAGUUGCUGAACCAGUUUAAAAAAAUACACAAAUGUAAAUAACGCAAUGAAGAUUAAAUAUGUAUCAUGUAUUGUAAUACUAUUUAUUGCCCGAAUAGGACAUACAUAAAAGAAGUCUUCUUUGCACGAAAUACAACAUUUAGGAAACGCACACAAAUCAUUGCCUUGUUUACAUCAUCACUUUAUAACCUUGACCACACAUCAUACACAUUAUUAAGUCUAGAGAGGCGCCUAAAUCUAACAAAUGUGUCAAAUAGAUGACUAAAAUAAUAAAAACAAAAUGUGCAUGCAAUUUGUUCAUGACAGACUAAUACUCAAGUACUUUAAGAAAUUUUAACAAACAUUAAAAGUAACAUUAAUUUAUAAAAGUGUCAGAUAAUUUCAAAUGUAAUAUAUAAUGAAGAAUAAGCAGUAUUAAUGAAUGUUAAUAAUGUGGAUACAUUUUGUUAUUAGAAAGGCUGUGUUGCAUAGAAUAACUACGAAUUCGAACUUGGUAACAUAGCUGUUAACAAUUAGAUAUUGUUAGUUGAAAUGUGGGCAAAAUAUAUGUACAAAAACACUAACACUGGGAGAUAAUUUAGAUCUUUCAUGAGCUCUGCAAAAAUGGUAUUGAACCUGAUAUUCUCCUAAUGAAAUUUGAAAAAUUGUGCUUACACAAAUUGUUUUAGUUUUUACUGGAUAGCCCAAAAUUGAUAAAGAAGCACUAUGAUUAUAAUUUUAAACACUAAUAAGGCUUUUAAAUUAGCACGGGGCAAAAAACAUUGUUUAUGAACAUCUUAAGAUAGCCAGAGCUCACCGUAUCGGUUAAUAAAGUUUGAAAACUUUUUUUUUUAAAGUAGGGGAAAGAUAAAUAAGAUCUGCUUAGAAUUACAAUUAAGUUUCGUUUUGAUUUUUAUUUACGUUACAAAAAUAUUCAUUAAAUUUUAAAGAAACCUGAAUUGCUACCCACAAUGAUUAUAUUUUAUUUUAUUUUACAGAUUUGAAUGAUACCAAGUUACAGUUUUUAGUCAAUGGAGAGGAAAUAACACCGCAAAAAAAUAAAGAUGGCUGUGUGAUGAAUACAUUCAAAGAUGACAUAAUUUUUAUUGACUAUUUUUGCAAAAGUAAAGCAAGACCAUGUUUAAUAGAGGUAAAUUUAAAUGAGAAAAAUAUCAGUUUUUACAAAGAUUCUGCUCAUAUUUCUCUCCAAGGACUAUUUGACGCAAGGAAUCAAAUAAAUGUGACGGCAAGAUUUGCAGCAUGCAGAUUAGAAGGCACACAAAAUUCUGUCACCUGUACAUUUCGUUUAGGUAAGAUUGAUCAUGGUUAUUUUUUAAAAUUAAUUGUACCCGAAGAGGUUCACCCUUGAAAUAUAUUAUCGGGAAAUCGUUAUAACGAAUUUUUUUUGUUUAAAAAGAAACUCUUAUCCAAUUUGCAUGUCCAAAGCAUUGUGUUUAUUAAUAAACUAUUCUUUAUCACAUAACAGUUUUAUAAGCCCCUCAAAUGUAGUUUUCGCAAGAUAUACGAACAACUAUUUCCUUAUUUUGAAAGAAAAUCGUAACCCUAGAUGUUCACGCCACUGACAUAAUGUAUGUUUAGGUAUUCGUUCUUAAAAAUAUGUUUCUAAAGAUUAAAGAUUUCUAAGUCUUUAAAAUAAUUGGGCAUUUGGCUAAUGGUAUCAAAAUAACUUUUUAACAUAAAUAUAUUGUUAUCCUACUACACAUGUGCCUACCCCUUUUCCUCAACCUUCAAAAGUAUAUGUUGUGGAAAUGGAAAAGAUGCGAUGUCCUUACUUUAAAAAAAAUCGUAUCCAAUACCUUCCCCAUUCUACAUUCACCGAGGUUUGAAGUAUGGGUAUACUUAUGAAAAUGUGUCAGACUGACACUGAAGUCUUUCAAAUCAGAAUUGGAAACCCAUCUCUUUCGCACACACCUGUUGGAGGGAAGUUGUAUACAACAUAUCUCCAGCUAGCUAUUAUUUACCAGAUGUAUAUUGCCGUGUGGUGUAUAUGGUUGUAAGGGAUCAAAGAAUUAGACUGGGUAUACUUGUAUGCAUAUUUUGUAUUGUUGUCUUUGUAUUUCAAUGUGGUAAAAUUAAGAUUGUUUUCAUUUUACUUUCUUAUAUGGAUGACUUUGUACUACGCCUCGAGCCUUUUGGGAUGAAGUGACGUUUUCAAAUAAACUUUAUUAUUAUUAUUAUUAUUAUGAGCUAACACUCUCGAACGUCCUUUUCUACAUAACUGAAACACAUAUUUAUUUAUUUUAAAAUAAAAUCUAAAACGCUUUUUCUGAAUUGUAGAGCAUCGAAUUUUAAUAUAUUGUAAUUCACAGAAAAUUUAGCACAAUCUCUUUCCUCCCUCUGAAAAUGUACAUUAGAAAAUGAAUUGAGCGAGCGAUUGAGCUAGUGCUGAAUUCUUUAUACCCUCUACAAACUCCCUCGCCCCCCCCCACCCCCUUUUUUAAACCAACUUAAAUAUUUUUACAAUAGAAAUUUGAAUAAAUUAUUUUAUUCGUUUUAAAACUAUCUUUAAACCCAUUCCCUUUGGGUAACUUACUUGAUCUUUAAUAUAUAGCUUUAAUUAUCAAAUGUACCCACCAAUUAUGUGGCAUUUCUUCAGCUGCAUGGGGCAAAUUGCAGACCCACACCCGAAUAUGUUAUUAGCGUUUAUUAAGUAACUACCCUAUUUAUGACAUAAGGCUCAUUGUGCUUAGAUUUUCACUACAUAUUUAAAGGUCCUAAUCAUUUUUUACUAAGCAAUGUAAUUACAUUUUUAUUUUUAAUAAACUCAUCAUUGCUUAUUUCCGCAUAUACUUUUUUUCUAAAACAAUGUCUAGAUAAAACAAAUGUUUUGCCUGCUUAAAAAUCGUUUUCUGAUGCAAUAAUUUUUUUUGUUCCUUUCUAUUAGAUCAAAAAACCGUCACCGAAGUCGUCAUACAAAACUAUAUUUUAUACGGACUUUUGGUAAUGUUGAUAUUAAUCAACAUUGGGCUGCUAUUUAUCACUUUGUACAGAAGGUGAGUUCAUUUACUGUAAAACGUAAUAUGUAUCAGUCUUUCAUGCCUUCAUAAGUUAUUUUAACAUCUGAAUAUAUGCAGUACAAGCCAUAUAUGCAUCCUCACUCAGGUUUGUAUUAGGGAUUGAAACUUUUCAAACAUUAUCAUUAUUAUUUAAACAUUAUUUAAAUAAUAUACCCUAAUGUUAAAAUUCAAAUUUAAAUUGCCUUUUAUGAAAAAAGAUAGUGAAAUAUAUCGUGUAAACAUUAAAUUUGGGAAUUAUCACGUUUCAAUACAUAUUUAAACUUGGAAAUAUAUAACCAUUUAAUAUAUAAAGCCUAUAAAUAUAUAAUUUUAACUUUUAAUUGAUGUCUUAAAAGUGUAAUAACCUAUUUUAAAGUUAUGGCCAUUUAUCAACUAAUAUUUUUUCAAGGAUCCCGGGCGCCAGAGUUGAAAAAAAUUAAUCCUAAAUAUUUUCUAGCAGGAACCGAUUUAGGAGAGAUGAUAAACAAAAGUUAUUUACAAUGUUUUCAAAUUUCAAAAGUUCCAAAAUGUCAAAGAUAAAGCGUACCACUUUAAGCACAUUUAUGCCUCUUUCAAAAAUGUGUGGCUAUCAUUAUUUUAAAAUUAAUAGACUUUUUGAAUAGGAUUUUGAUAGCAAUGUUUUCCAUAUAAUUUGAUUAAUAUGUUUAGAUAUUGUGACGUGACGUAAUUUGUCUAGGGGGUCGGCCCCUGCGUACUAGCCACAGAACAAUUUUCAAGGGUCUAGAACCCCUGUUGUCUAGCCCCUACAGAGCUGAUGUUCUGAAUAGUCCAAGUAUUUAUUAAAAAAACGAUGCAAAGCUUCAGGGUUCAUAGGAUUGAUUUGCCUCCAUCUUCCUGACAGUGGAAAAAUGCAUAGUAAACAUCCGCUGGUUUUCAGAAUACAAAAUUUGUGUCCAGAAAAAUGCUGCACAUAAUAUAAAAAAUAUAUUUACAGAAGUCCUCUGGCAUCCAUGGUACCAAUUUUAUUUUACAUCUAUCCAUUAAUUGUAAUGAUAUUUUUGUAGCUCCUAUAACGAGAAACGGUCCCCAAACCUGUAAGGGACGUUAAAAAAACAAAAUGAAAUGACGUCGGCAUUAUGUCCUGGAUAAUUUGUGAAAUAACUAACUGUUUAUCCCAAGUUUGAUGAAGUUCCAUUAAUCCAUAUAGUGACGUAUGGGAUACAAAAUUUUCUUAAGAUUAUGGUAAAUAAAAAAUAUACCAGAAAAAUAAAGGUAUAAGUAACUUAAAUAUAACAUACAACUAAUUAAAAAUAACAAUGUAUAUAUUAAUAAAUACCGCAAUAGCGUUUUAUGAUGAGUAUUGUUUUUUACUUCUACCGUUUCUUGAACCUUUUUAACUGAAACUUUACCUGAUUUCAGUGACGUUGUUUCCCUACAUGCAAAUUGUUGGAAGAGCCAUACACUUGCAAUCCUCCCUUCCACAACAGAAUUAUAAUAGAAAUUUAAAAUUUAAAAAAAAAAAUUAAAAAAAAAAAAAAGGAUAGGAAAAUACUUUGGUACGUCAAAACACCAUUAUGAAAGCACCUCAACUGUUCUAACUCUAAUCAAAUGUUAAAUCCCCCAUAUAUCAUGACAUAUACUAUAGUUCCCUAAUAUGUAUUUCGGUCAAUUUAAAGAAAAUGAUUGCAAUAUAAAGGUAUUUUUAAUGGAAAAAAGUAUUUGAAACAAAUUGUGAAAGUCCAUUGAUAUGAAACAAUUAUUUAAAACUUAUUUAAUAUGUGUGCAUCAAGCAAAAUCGCACAACAAAUCGUCCAUUAAUACAUGUUUAAAAGCGAAUUGCUCAUAAUAAAGGCUUUAAGUUGUUCGUCAGUCUGGAGUCGACCAUGACCACUUUAAUCAUUAGAGUUUAUGCUGGUUCUGUCUUUGGGUGCGCAGAGGGCUAAUGAGGCCGAUUCUGGCACGAAAUUCGCUUGUGCAGUAGGUGAAGAGGACUGAUGGCACUCUCCGGGACUGGGCCUUCCUUUCAUGUCUCUUGCGCUCUGCAGCCGCUGUUCUAUCAACUUCAUGUUGCAUGGAGCUCUCAUGCAAAGUGGAACGCCAUGAAGUUCGAUCCUAUGUUUGUUCCCUCGACGAGUAUUCUAGCAUAACAUUGGUAGACCGUCCACAUUUCACAGACAAAUAGAAGCGUAGGGAGAACAGCCGCCUGAUAUACCAUCAGAUUAGUUUGAGUGUUGAUACAUCUCCUGGUCAAUAAGUUCUUAGUCAAUAUUCCAUUGGUUGCACUGGCUCUCGCAAUAUGUAGGUUAUCCUCGUCAUCGAUGAUUGUGCUUUGGGACAGUGUGCUGCCGAGAUAAGAAAAGCCUUUCACAACCUUAAGUCUUUCGUCAAUUACUUGGCUGUUGGGCUCAACAUAAGAACUUCCAGGAGCUGGUUGGUAUAUGACCUCAGUUAGUUUUUUGUGUUAAUGGUGAGCCCGAAGUUUGUGCAGGAAUUACAGUUUCGCUUCUGAUACAGCGUUCAGGGCACAGUCGUCUGCAUACAGGAGGUCACUGAUGGUGUCUGUCAGGGACUUUAUUUUGGCAUUUAGCCUCUUGGGGUUAAAGAGAUUAACAUCAGUUAGAUAUCUGAGGCGAAUGGUUUUGACUUAUUAAACUUGCGUACACCAAACAUAUUUUAACUUAAGCAUACUUUGAAACAAAUUUGAAAAUCUUUCUUUUAAGCUUUACUCUUACCAUUUUACGAUUUUUUUUUUAAUUUCAUGUUUGGGGAUAAGGGGAUUUUGACCAAACUUUCCAGGAACCAUCUAUAGGUCAGAAAGGUAGAUCAUGAUAUACGACUCACACUUAGCAGUCUGGAGUUAUAGCGUUCUUAUUUUAAUUGUUAUAUAUGUAAUUUAAAAUAAUUAAAUACAUUUUUGAUGGAUUAUUUAUUUACUCCAUUUUUUUUUAAAAUUUAGCCUUUGCCAAAGAGUACAUUUUCCUAAGCUACCAAACUUGUGUGGGUGUUCUGGAUAUCUCGCUUUGUAUCUGGUGACAGCCGGGAAUAUCGUGGAACAUUAAAAUGUCGAAAGGCCACAUUUAAAAUACAAGCAAAGUUUUAAGUUUCAAAUGAUUAACUCGGUUUAGAAAUGUAUCUGGGUGGAUUCUUCCAACCCCACCCCCCAACCCCCUCCAAAAAACCUAUUACUUUACACUAUUUACGUAAAAUAAUGUUCAGUUUAUUUAAAAUUAGCUUUAGCAACAUCUUUAAUGAAUGUGAAAAUAAGUUAAAAAUUCAUUAACUCGCCGUUAUUAGAGAUCUUUUUUGCACUUAUAUAUAUAUACAUAAUUAUUUGGAAAUAAAUAAAGUGUAUAACGUGGAAGCAAGUGUGCAUAACUGACCCAAAUAAAAUGCAAAUUAUGCAUUUUUUAACACAUAUAGUCUUAAAUACAAUUCGAAGCUUAAAUAUUUAUUGAUAUAGCAUCCUUGUCUACGAAGGAGAAGUCGAUCGAUUCUUAUAUGUUAAAAUAAUUUUAUAUCUUGAAAAGAUAUUGAAAGAACAUUGAUAUUAAAUUUGCUUACUUAUAUUUGUAACACUUUAAUUGCAUUAUUCGUAUCUCGUUUGGGAUAGAUCAAUAAAAGAACCUAGGAGUAUAACAUAUGAUUUUAGAUCCAUAGUUAUUCCUGUUGUUGAUAACUUAACAUAACAUCUUCUGCAUCUAUAGGGGCCAAAAUGAUCUAUAAAUUGAUCGUGGGCUCUUAAUACAAUAUAGAAGAAGAAGAAGAAGAAGAAGAAGGGGAGGACACAAAAAUAUUAUAAGUUAUUGCAAAUCUAAAUUGGUUGUUGUGCGUCUACCAUGCAAAUGUUUUGCACGCACUCAAAUGUGCCAUGAAUUGGGACCAUAAACACCAAGCACGAGUAAAAACUCAACAGCUUCAACCAGAUACACAUUCGAUGGCAAUGAUCAUAUUAUAUAGGGUAAAAAUGUUCAUAAUGUUCUUCAGUGUAUUUAAAAAGGUCCUUAGUGGUUUAGGCGAUGUAAAUAAAUUACAAAGUUUGAAUCUCUAAUGGCCUUCUGUACCUGGCAUUGACAUAGGGUAAACCAUGCUUUAAAAACGUAUGUAAAAGAAACAAUGGGACCGCAAAAAAAUGAAAUAAGGUUAGGAGAGUAUCGCUAAAAAAUGUUCGUUCGGGCAAACAUGCAUAAAUAUGGGAAUAAUUCUGGCAGAUGAUUCCUGAGAGGAAGUCAGUAGUGCCAAAACAAUGCAAUGCCGAAUACUAACAAACCAGGGGCGAUACAGUUAUCGGCAUUGUCAAAAACUCUAGGAUGAGAAAAUAAUAUAGUUUUCAAAGCCAUCACCUUACUAAAAGGAGGUUAAAAAUGAAAUAAAUCAAAUAACGUGGCCCUCAUUUUUUAGAUGAUUUUUUUUUAAAAUAUGACCCCGCAAAUCUGGAAAACAUUUCAAUAACUUUUACAGAAUUUUGAAUAAGAACAGUUUUGAUAAUUCAAACGUAAUUGAUUUUGCAAAAUAUUUUUUAUUUCUGUUUUCUUUUUUUCAAAAAUUAAUUUAUUUGUCGUAUUGAAACGUUUUUAUUUUAUUUUUCAGAAAGAAAAUGUGUGUGAAAACAAAAAACCUCAACCAGGUAACGAUAAUAAAAUGUAUUUAUUUAAGCUUGUCAAAAAACUGUUAACACAAUGUUAGUUAAUAUAUGUAAUGCAUCCUUUCUAUAGCUAAGUUUAUAAUUAAUACCUUAACGCGACAAGGUGCAACCACGCCGGAACGAGACCAGUCACGACUGAGAGUCAGGACAUGGUUAAAAGACCUCUUCCGCAAAGAGUGUCUCAAAGGCUCGGUGUUCGUUGAUAUAUUUCGAAAGCUUCACCAAAAAUCCCAGAGACCGAAAAAAGGAUUACUUUUGGAGACUGGCACGAAACGGAUAGAACCUCCUUAUGCAAAUGAGGAGCAAUCACUGCCCAACAUAACUAAACGUACUCUAAUCAGGUAAUGUCUCUAAUUGCCGACUCCAUGGCCAAAAGCUGAGUGCCACUUACAGUUUUGUGGUCUGAUGGAUAAAAAAACCCAAAUUCUGCAUUAAAUCAAAGGCUCAGCGCAAUUGAAAGGGCUUGACUGUGACAAACUAUCCAGGGUUGUGAGAGUUUGCAUUCGACGGUAAAGAGGAUAAUUUUAUGGCAAGCUCAACAUACGCUACUUGAUACGAACGCCUUAUGUAUCAUAAUGUUAAUUUAUACAUCGGAAUAUGUCACAACUGAAAAAGGAUAUUGCGUUUUAUUUAUAUAGCAUUUUAUAAAGUAAAAGUAAUGUAUCAGCAAAUAUUCUUUCAAAUUUUAAUGGGUAUAAGAAUGUUUUCUCUACAAUUGAAAAUCAAUCACCAUGUAACUGAGCAAUGCAUCAUCACUGGAAAAUAUGAAAGGUGAAAUUUAAAAUAUCCGUGUUCCUUUUACCUUAAAUAGUGUAUAUUUACUUUAUCACCAACUAGCCAAUAUACCAGCGUGGCCCUAGAGUACAUUCGGAAUAUUCUUAGAAAAAAUCAAUCGAUAACAAAAAUAUUAACUUUUUAAAUGUUCUCCUUAAUAAGCACAUUUAUCAAAUAAAAUCCCAAAGGGAUUCCAUUUCCUUCAUCGGAUCCUGAUUCCUAGUGAUAUCCAUUCUCUUUUGGGAUCGCAUUCCCCAGUAUGUGCUGCAGAUCUUAAAAUCGAUGGGAUCCCGUUUCCAAAUAGUUUUGGCACACUUCGCAACGUAGAUAUUGAUAAUUAAGAUUACGUGUACUAAGUUUGCUCAAGAUCCAACCAAUCAUGUAUUUUCAUUUUUCACCCUUCUUUGAUCAUAUUCCCGCUGCGAUUGUGACCCUAUUCGGAUCCCGAUCUCGAUGGAAUUCUAUUUCGAAAUGGGAUUUCAUACCCUGAUGGGUUCCCGUUCCCAGGGGGGUCUGGAUCCCUAUUGAGAAACUGUUUCCCAAAGGGAUCCCUUUUUAAGGAGGGUUCCUGUUUCCCGAUGGGAAACCGUAACGUUUUAGAUUCAGUUCUCCAUGGGAACACUUUUCCCAUUAGGAUUCAAUUCCACUAUGAGAUCCUCCUUCCCUAAUUUAAACCCGUUCCCUUUUUUUAAUUCGGUUACACGCGGGAUCCCUUUCCUUGUGAGUUCCCAAUCUCUGUUUGGAUACUGCUACCAGGUGGGAUCACAUUUUCAUGUUUUGGAUCCCGUUCCCCGUUAAAAUUAUGUUUAACUGUGGUAUCACGUUCCGGGUGGGUUUCUGUUUCCCGGUGGGAUUAUGAAGAUUAUGUUAACCAACUUUGCGUAGAUCCAUCACACGUAGUAAUAAACAACGGAACCUUCAAAUUUAUUUAUAUCUUAGGUCGUAAGAAUAAACAAUUAAUAUGGAACUGUGUAGAAAAUUCCAAGAUCUUUUUAUUUUUAGUUCAUUGAGUAAUUUUUUAAAAUAAAUCACGAUAGUAACACAUGCUAUUCUAUUGUCGAUGUAGCAUGGUUAACUAAUACUUUGAUUGAUUGUCAUGGAUGCCGCUAUCACUUGUGUAACAUAUUUAAUUCUCCCACUCUUCAAAUCAUACUUAACUGUCCUCUCAUACAAUGAGGUGUCAACGUCCAUGAAUAAAUUGUAAACUACUUUAUAAUAUGAAUUACUACAACAAAAUAAGACUUGCUACGAGGAUAUCCUGUAAUAUAUCUAGGAUGCAAUAAUCAGACAGUUAUAUAAUAUUCCACAUCACAAUUGAAUCACAAUAUUUCAAUACUUUAAUAAUCCAUACAAGCGAUAAUAAAAAGAUGUCUGCUCACUGUCAGAUAAAAUGGUACUCUGGCCUACUCUACUAGAGCGUGCGGUCUAACUCCGCUCUAGAAAAUAGUUCCCCCUCUUUUCUCGUGAAAUACGAGGUAGUGCAACUCUAUGCUUAAAUUACUACGCCAUCCUGACAUAAUAGUGUCCUGUGUAAAAUUAUAGCCAACUUGGUCUGUUACAAUAAUAAACAUGAUAAGGGUUUUAUAGAAUUUAAUAAAGAUUAUUUAAAAAAUCAAGCUUUAUUAAACUUAUAAAAAACAUGACUUGGUAAUUUUGCGCAAAUCUCUAGGAAAGUGUUGAAAUUAAUAGUAUUUAACUAACCUUUCAAUAACCUUUCAUAUCCCAUUGAAUAUCCCCGUGGAAUAAUUUAGAACUUUCUGGAACAACCCAGAUUAAAUUUAAUAAUUCUUUCGAAAAGUAAAAAGAGUCUUUUAUUUGUAUUAUUAUUUUUCCAUUAAGAGUAAAUUCUAAAACUAAAGCCAUUUUUCAUUCAAGCUUAUAACUAAACCUAGUAUGUAGAUACAUUAUUGCUUUAAUUAUCUAGGGUUUAAAAGGGAAAUCAAAGAAAUAGAUAAGUAAUUUGCGGAAGACAAAUCGAAAAAGCAUCACAAAUAACUUAAGUUUUAAGUUUUAGCAACAUAUUUGUUUUUGACAAUUCGGAAAAGAGUAACACGUUAAAAAAUGAUGCAAAUCAUAGUUUCUAAUUUUUGGUAAUCAUCUUAAGUAAAUCUUAAAUUACUAGAAAAAAUUACCAGAUGUUACCGAUGUUAUAUCAUCGGAAGUAAAAAUAUUCCUCUACAUUAAAAUGUACACAUCGUCUUUCCGCGGCUUUAAAUGUUUUUAGAAGAAGGUCAAAUACAUUAUUUCAUUUGUUUCCAAAACUGUCACUAUACCAACCCCCAGUGUGUAACAUAUUUUAGCUUUAAUGAAGUACUAUACUUGAUAAAUGCGACCAGUCUUUACCUGCUAUAAUGUGUUCUGUAUGGGACAAAAUCUAACAUGUCAUCAUCACCACCCCUUUAAACAAAAAAAUCAAGUUUUUAAUUAAAUUUGAUAAAAUGAGCUCAAGGAUGUUAACAAACCUAUUUUUCUAUCGCAUACAUUUUGCCCUUACAUGAACUAAAAAAUUAUAAGUUCCCAAACCAGUUUGACAACAAAUUGUGUUACAUUUUCUAAAAAAUAUAUGAUAUUUCAUUGCUUAAUUUCCUAUACUAUUUUUGUCUUGAAAAUAGAUGAAAUUGUUUUUAUAUGCCCCCACCCAAAAUAAUACUAAUUUAUUUUUCAAAUUCUCUCUUUAAAUGUAAAAUACAAAGUUGGCAUUUUUUAAAACAAAUUAUCAAUACUUUUUAUUCAAGUUUCUAUACAAUGCAUUGUAUUGUGGUUUUAAGAAAUUGCUAUGAUUGAAGCGACAUUACCCAAGUAAAUUAAACAUUUUUAAAAGUACGACCCACCUCUCCCAUGUUCAACGCUAUUUUUCUAUAAAAACAAGAUCAAUCAGGCAUAAAAUAAUGAAUUGUGAUAAGUUUUCUCAAUGGCAUGUACUUUUUUUUUUAAUUAAAAUGCCCAACAUUAUUGUUUCCAUAAUAUCGGUAAUAUAUUGUAGUACUUAUACAAAUAUAUUUAACGUUAUUUUUUUUUUAACUUUUAAAAUGUGAUAAAGCAAUUAGCUAAACAUAAUAUGCAUAGACUGAUCCCAUUUCAGUAAAGUUUUCUUAAACACAUAAACCUUUUUUUGUCUAUAUCUUGUAUAUAUUUAUUUUUGCACCAGAUCUCCAUAAUUUGACUUUUUGAAAUAAUAGCUAUUUUAAACAUUAUCCACCUUAGUUAAAAAAAUACCUUCCACGAUCAGUAUUAAAAUUGAUAAUACAUGAAAGACAUUUACAUAUACAUUUUAAGUUUACAUGUAAACUCUCCCUUUUUUCCUAAUUCUAAAUGACAUGUUUUUAUUAAAGCUCUUUUACUGUGGAAAAAGUCUAGUCUAAUUGUUAAAAAUAAAAUGUGGUUUUAAAAAUCCUAAAGACAAAAAUAAAUGGGUUUUUUCCCAUAUAUUUAUUUUUCCAUCCACAGAACAAAGAGGUCUUAGAAUUACGUACGUAUUUUAUUUAUCAUUUUUUUUAAAACACUUUUUGUGUAUUUUUUUUCCUAAGUUUUAGUCCACUUUAUUGCAAACCAUGUUUAUUAGAUUUGAUUUAGCAGCAAAGCAGCUUCAGAAGAUCAUUUGAGAAAUCAUUACAAACUUACUGAGUUUAUCUUCUUUACUGUUCAUAAUCGCUCUACCAUUGUAAAAAUAAAUUGUAAAUUUAUCUCAAGGGAGAUAACAUUGGCUGUCCUUCAAAAACUAUAUACAUUUAUUUCGUACCAGAGAUACAUUUUAUAAGUACCACCAACUUAUCGGUAUCCCAGGAAGAUUUUAUCGACAUGAAUUUAAAGUGUGAUUACGUGUUGUUUGGAGAGUAUAUGGGUUGAUGUUGUUAUUAAAUUUUUAUAUUGGGUGACGUAUUAGAGAGUUGUGGUUUUUCUUAGUUGAAUUGCAGUUGGGAUUUAAUGCAUAUCAAUUUUGUAUUUUAAUAUUAAUAAUCUAUGUUUUGUGAAGUGAAUAAAUUAAAUCCCUAGACACAACGAAACCAAUGAACCUUUUAGAUAAUACCCGGUUCGUAAUACCAGAGUGAUGAACAAUUUAUAGUGCGUUGUGUGGGUACAGCAGGGGACUCCAAACUUUUCAGACCGAGUGCCACAGUAAGUAUCAAACAGCAGUUCAGGGAUGACGACACACUCAGGGUCCAAAUAAAAAAAAGAAUCAAACAUGGAUUUUUACGUAUUUAUUUAAUAUUAUUUUAUUCAGUUAUUAUUUAAUAACAAAUUGAUACACUACACAUGAAUAGGUGUAUUAGAGGGAAUGGUAAAAUUAUUUCCUUGAUGUCAAAAUAGCACACAUUUUCGGCUUUAGAUUAGAUUUCCAAAAAAUCAAAAGUGACCUGAGAUUAUCAUCGGGCAAGUUUGUUCUCAAAUCGUUCUUCACGUUUCUUGAAAAUGUUUGUUCACACAUGUAUGUUGUUCAAAAGAUUGAAAGGUACCUUGAUGAAAAAAAAAUUACAUUAGCAAAAUCUUCCUUUGGCAAAAAUGGUAAAACCCCACCAGUUCUUUUUUGAAUGUGUCGCUGAGGAGGUCAUUACCUAGAAACUCAAUAACAUCCAGCUGCAGUUCAUCUCGGCAACUGGCCACAUCUGCUUCAAAUGGGUUUUGACACAAUCUUAAUUCUUCUGCCUUUUAAUAAAAGUCUGAAAACCACUGCUGAAACUGCAGCUGGAGGUCUAUGAUGAUCUUGCAUGCCAAUGACAUAUGCAUAUAGAUCCACUUAUGGUAGAGAGAUUGUGGCAUUAAAUGUAUCCUCUUCGGAAUAUUCGAAAAAUUCUUAAUAAGCUAACGACAUUCCCAAUACUUGAAACACCGUGAUAAGUAAUUGCGCGAAGGUAAUUAUCACUAAAUAAAAGAGUGCAACAUGUUCCGCAAUCAGAAGCUAACUUACAUUAUACCUUCCCAUCGCAGCAGUCAACCGCAACUGGAAAACUGUAAUCAAACUAAUCAAGUCUUAAACAAGCAACAAAGCAUUUAAAAACUCCGCCACUAGAUGGCGUUAUAUCAUCUCAUUAAAUGUGAACAGGAGUAGAAAAACUAAGCAGUGAAACUACUUCACGCCUCCAUUUAUUUCGGUAAAAACAUAACGUCCACGUAAGAGGCGUCUGAUCUUGGCAGGGUACACGUAAAUUUCCGUAAUUUUUUUCCCGUAGACAAAAUGGUUUCCAUCGACUUGAUGAUAGAGCCUCGCGGGCCGCAUCUGGUCCGUGGACCGCAGUUUAGAGACCCCUACGCUAUAGGAACCUGAGCUAUGAAUACAUGAUAAGCCCGAGUUUAUGGAGCACAUGGACUAAUUUAAGAAACUAAGUAUCUUCAGAACGUCAGUAUCUGAUUGACCCACCUUUAGUGUUAGUAUUACUAUAUGUUAAGGAGUUUUUAUGUUCUAUCUUUAAGUGCAUAGUAAUUGUUUGAUUAUUCUAUCAUAUCAAUUUGUAUUAAAUGUCACUAUAGUCAUCGAUUGAAUCUUAAGUGUUAUCAAGUUAUUAGAUAGUAAGUAUUUCUAUAGAAGGUUGGGUGUGAGCUAGAGAUUGUGAUUGUACAUGGGUGUGCGUGGAUGAUGCUUGAUCACUAGAAUAAUCUAAGAAGUACAGCAUAUAUUCUCUCUGUUGCUAGUAUAGUGUACUAUUUAUUGUGAUGGACCUACAUGCCUGGUAAGAUAUAAAACUGACUGUAACAAUAAAAACAAUGUGUAGUAUUCCGUAUGUAAAAAAUGUUACCACCAAAGUCUGCAGACAGCCGUGUCAUGGCAGAUCAUGUGAUAUUGUUCAGUGUCUGGUUUUGAUGCUGCAUGAGUAAGUGAUAUUUUUUUUUCCUUUAUCAUUUUAUUACACAAACAUUUUUCUGCCACGUUUGACGUAUGACCAUGGCAGUGUGUCGGAACAAACCACGUGAGGGGAGAGAGGAUUGUAAUUAUUUUUGUGAGUGACAAUUCCCCUCUGUUGUGAAUGUAGGAGGGAGCUUGUAGUGUUGGUAUAUUUAUUUAUUGUUCCUUAAGACAUGUUCAACCCACAUGCCUGCAAAUACAAAGGAUUAAAAACAUGACUCUGAACGGUUCCACUGCUUUGUGAUAUUUGAUUCUUAAAACACAUCGGUUCUGCGGGAGCUAGGAGAAAAGGUGCUUUGACUUUGAAAUGUUACGUUGGCCGUAACGAAAUGAUACUCAAGGGAAAUAGUCAACAGUUAGAUUCACUAAAUUGAAAUGUAAAUCAUGCUGCUCUUGAAGAUAAACCAUUCGGGCCUUUCACAACAAAAUGUAUAGUGCAAAGUGCCCAACCACUAUAUCAUCUUGUUAUCUAGCAUCGCGUGUUGCAUAUAAAUUUAAGGCCUUGAAAGUUGUUGUUUUUUUUAUAGUUUUUAUUAUCAGAACUUUUAUAUACAUUGGCUUGACAGGCCCUCUAUGUCUCGGUAUUCAUUCUUUCAGAUAAAGUAACUUCUGAUGACAAUGUUAAUAUUACACUUCUAAAAUUUAAAGAUGAAAAAGGACAAUACCUCACCAUAAAACAGGUAAAAUUUGUUUCUGGGACCUAUUAUUUUUUAAUGAGAAAUCAUUACUUUAUAAUAAAUAAUUGAAACAAAAAUAAGCAUUGUUUUAACUUCUUUAAACUUGUUUUUUCCUAAUUUAUAGUAUAUAAAGUUAUUUUUUUUCUUGCAAUGCAAAUAUGGUCAGAAAAAAAAGGAACAUUUAAAGCAAUAACACUUAAUACUAAUUUUAAAUACUAAUUGUAUCACAAACAUCAUAAAGCUAGUAAAAAUUGUAAAGUAUAAGAUGUUGAGAAAAACGUUUUAAAUGGUUUAGCGCAUUAAACCUUAACCUUUGUUCAACAAUUUCUCUCUAAGUGGUAUUUUCGUGUGAAAAUACUGAUGAGCUUUGAUAUGUUUUUCCUUGUCAAUCAGAAUAUUUUGUUUUAAUGGUACAAAAAUGAUGAGACGUUUCUCCUUUAAAAUGCUUGGAAUUUUUUUUGGAAAGAAGACUGAAUGAACCAGUGUCAGUUGUAUGAAUAAUACAAUUUCAUUUUAUUUGAAAUAUAUUAUCAAUGGUGAAAUUUUCAAAUAUCUUUGUAUACAUGCUUGUUGCAUAUAUUCGCCUAAAACGAGAUGCAAAUUAAUGUAUCAAAUUUAGUUAAAGUUUUUAAAGAAAAAAUAUUCAUAAGAUUCCCUUUUAAAGUAAGUUUCAAAUUGUGAGUUUUAAUAAAUUAUCAUGAUAUGUUCAAAUUGGUGUUUCUUUUAUAUAAAAAUUUGUAACGUGAUCAUUAUGAAAUGAAAUAACAUUUAAAAACAUUUUUUAAAUGUGGCGUUAUUAUCCAAAUAAUGUUUGCAUCUAGACACUAGUGAUUUAUAUAUAAAGAAUCUUUUUACUUACAUUGUAUAAUAUAAUCUUUCAUAUUUUACAAAAUUAAUAUAUUAAUGAUAUUGUAUGACUAUUCGUAUGAAAUAUCAUUUGAUUGACAUUUUACUGACAGUGUUGAACACACACAAAUAAAUUUAUAACAUAUCAUCACCCUGUUCGUCGUUUAAAACAAACUAGCAAAUUUACCCGAGCUUAACUGUUGAAAGUGAAAACUGAGGAGGGUCUUUAAACUGAUAGAUUCUAUAAAAUGUGUAUAUUUGUGGGCAACUUAUCUCCAUUAAAUUCAGUUUGUGACCAGCCAUAAAAAUAGCAAAUCUAUGGUAAGGAAAAUUUGUAGGUGGGGAACUCCUUGUUUUUUGUGGGGAGAUCAUUUUUUUUUUAUAGUCUUGUGUCAUCUUUAAUCUUUUAAAAUGUUUCGUCUCCUUUGAGAUGGUAAAAUAUUGAGAGCUUGUUUCAUAAAAUAUACUAUUUAAGGGGAGCUUUAAAAAAAAAAAGUGGUCCUAUUUUACUUUAUUUUUUAAAAAUUACCACGCAUCAUACUCUAUUGUAUUUCUUUUUUUACACCAAAAUAAUCUGUAAUUCUUUACAGCUUGAAAAUGCCUGACUGCCAAUUCAUUCGUAAAUUCACAAAAUCCACCACCACAACCUCAAACCAUCUCUCUCUUAUUAUUUACUCAUCAACAUCUACUUUUAAAAAAAUGCAUUCCUUCUCUUCAGUUUACGCCAUUUUUCUGUCCUCCCCUAAAUCACCGUUCAAUCCCUUGAAAACUAGGAUCUCAGUUGAUCUUCCUCCAUCCCAUCUAUGCCAAAAAUAGUAUUAAUAGCGGAAGUACACCCGGGUGACAAGUAUUUAUAUUUGCACAAAUUAUUGAAGCCAUGGCAGUCUAUGAAGAUCAAUUAUUAGGCGAAAACUUCAUUUUAGACCACAUGUUGUAAAGUCGGUGGUUUUACUUUAAGCUGCCUUGUUUGUCAGUUCCUAAGACUUUUACGUUCACUUCCUAAAAGGAUUUUCCUCUUGAAAAUAUACCAUAAAGUUGUACAUCAAAGUGUACAAGACUGAACACAUGAGAGGGCAUGUAAAAUUGCUAAAGAACUGUUCUUUUCGCCCCUUGAAUCUCAAUAAUUUCAAAACAUUGAUUGAUUUAUCAAAGUUGCCGUCUGAAAUUUCAAGGGCAUCACCCCCUUAUGACAUUCCGUGUGUUUAAAGGAUAGAUGCAAUUUAGUUAAGUGUCAAAUGAAGAGCUUUUUCUCCAACGGUAAUAUCUCCCUUAAUGUCUUCCAUGAGCUACUCCUUACUUCUGUCGAAUAAUGCGUGUAGGAUUACACAUGAAUGUUACAAAUAAGUCAGGUUUACCAUAUGUCCUGGCCAUGGUCAUAGCAUCUUGGUAUUUUUAUUCAUAUUUCUUCUGCUCCCUAUGAAGGUUGAAGGCAAUAUUUCUUUCUUUCUCUGCAAAAUAAACUUUAAAAUUGCUUUUGUUCACAAAUGGGUUUUGGACGACAUCUUAUUGUGUUUUGAUUUUUUCGAAUCCAUUUCAAACAGUUUGCUUUGGUCUUGCAAUAGACGCCGACAAUGAUUCGUGAUUAAGCUAUACUGCCUUAAGGAACAAGUCAAAGCUUCGAUAAAGUAUGGCGAAAUGGUAUAAAUAUAAUUGAAGAUCAGAAACAUCUCCAUGACCAACGGUUUUCUUCAGGUCUGCGGUCCACCCUAAAUCCGCAAAGCAAAGGGUAACUUAUUGGGUCACAGAGUCUACUUAGAUGGAUUUAUUUUAGUAAAGAGAAUACAAGUUUCUCUGGCAGUGUGAUCGUCGGUUCUGAUUUGUUGCACAUUAUUUACCUCUGCUCUCAAGAACGCCCUGAUGUAUUCAAUAGUCUUUCGGUUUGCCUGAUUUUCUUUUAGCAUUUCUUUUUCUUCAAAAUUUGAGCAUCUUAUGCACAAAAACGUCACCGUUACAACCUAAAAAGGAACAGAUGCAUAAUUAAUCUCUUCACGACAUAUGGUCACUACCUACAUUACUCACCGAUGACUGACUACGACGUUAUUUUAUAGACAUUAAACGCCGAGUACAAUUAAUACGUAAUAUGAUAAGUAAUGGUCUUGAUUUUUCAUUAUUUCAAACUAUUUACAACAUUUAAAUAUACUUGCACCAUCUCCUUAUUAUUCUGCUCCAAAUUCCCAUUCAGUUUUUUUUUAAUACCCUACUUAUUAAACUCUUUUACAUUACCUUUAUAGAGAUAACCUUGCUUGUAUAGAAUAGAUUAUUUAAUUAAAUAAAUAAAUCAUGAAGUGUUGUUUGUUGGUCUCAAAUUUUGCUAUUUAUUUUAAUGUUCAGAGUUUUUUUUUAACAAUAAUUAUUAUUUCUAUUUAAUAGAUGAAGGCAUUAUUUUUGGAACAACGUCAAGAAAGCAAUGUGACAGCAUCAAUGGAGAACGAAAUGUUUUUACAAAGACAAGAAUUGUUUUCUGCUGAAGAAGUCAUUUAGCUUUUUAAUUUUUCUGUAUAUUUGACUUCUAAAAAUCGUUUUUCACUUUUAAAAAAAGAUAAAUAUAACUAUUUAUAUGUAAUUACCUUUAAAAAUAAAGUAUAAUAAUUAAGUAAAAAGACAUAAAUCCAACAUACUCAAGCAAAAGAAACAUCACUCCUUGACCUUUUAUCUUAUAUUUUAAAAAAAGUAUCAAGAGUUAUUAUUAAGAAUAAAGUAUGUUAUAUUUUUAAUAAUAUAUUUAUCAUUGCAUAUUUUUAGGAGUAUUUUACAUUUUUUGUAAUGGUUUAAUUUGCUUUUGUUACAUUUUAUUGAAUGUUUUAAUUUAAAAAUUGUUCUUAAUUUUUAAAUUAAAAGGUCCUUAUUACUUAGGGAUUGAGUAAAUAACGGAAAUGCUUCAAUUGAGUUAUUUUUAUCCCUUUCUUUUGUCACACUGGUUUCUUAAGAAUAAAAUAAAAUUAAUACAUAUCCAUUUUUAUAACAAAAAGAAAGAACUAAGAGGCUGGAAAGUGGGACAGACACAGCCUGCAAAAAAAAAAAAAAACUCAUUUAAAAUAAUUUUUUUUUAAUUUUCCUUUGGUGAAAUAUUUAUUUGAUAAAUAACUAAGAGGCUGGAAAGUGGGACAGACACAGCCUGCAAAAAAAAAAAAAAAACUCAUUUAAAAUAAUUUUUUUUUAAUUUUCCUUUGGUGAAAUAUUUAUGUGAUAAAUCAUAGUUUUCAAUUGAUAAAAGAGUUUAAAAGAAACUAAAAAUUAUACGCUUAGCCGCUAUUCCGUUUGCAUGUGAACUGUUCCGAUUUCCAGUCCGCUAUAAGCUCAUUGCAGACAAAGGAUCAUUUUCCACUUUAAAUAAGUUGUUUAUAAAAUUAAGGAAAACUACGCACCUAAACUAAUUAUAUUAUCUCUUAUUUGUCCUUCAGUUUUUACUCAAAACCCUUUCCAUGCUCUAAAUAUACAAGUUAAAUCUUUAAACGGGUUUCGCGAUCCCCACAUCAAUUCAUCUAUUUUCAUUCUAUUUUGCGUGAAAAUUCGCUUUACAAUUUUAAUAUUAAUUUUGCUUAAAACACUAAAAUUAUUCACGUUUUAUUCAUGUAUCCUUAAAUCAGUUUAAAUUCAAAGAUGUUUAAAUAUUCAUAAAAUUUAGUUUACAUUUUGUUUCAAGGAACAAAUAUUUCGUUGCAUUUUUAUGUAUCUAUCCAUCAUCCAUGUCUUUUUUAAACAUCUCCCCAAAACCCUCUACUCACAUUUGACUGAUGCUUUACUUAUUCAUGAUUGGAUUCCCAGCUUCUGUAGAUCCUUCUCCACAUCAUCCAUCCAUCUAAGCCUAGAUCUACCUUUGAGCUGUUUUUAUCUGGAGUUUUAGAGGCGCGCCCUAUUCACGCCCCGUUCAUUUGGAAUUCUUUCAAAGUAGCCUGCCCUCUGUUUCCUUGUCCAGAUUGUGUGCUUGAAGGUCCAAUUAUAUCUAUUAUUUCAUCUUUUCAAAGUUUCUCCCAAUCUUAUCAUUUGUCUGAAUUAAAGAUGUGUUUUUUCCAUAAAUUGUGGCUUUUGUGAUCCAUGUUGUAAAGAAUUCUAAUUUGCUUUAAGUGGCGAGAAAUAGUUGACAUAUAUUUCUUUGCCAACUCCUACAACUUUUGUAUCUGAUGGUAUUUGAGACAGGUGACUGGCCGUUAUAUCUGUUAUUUCCAUGCUGUCCUAGUUCUAUUCUAAACUUUCUAAACCAAUACUUCUUGUAUCCUGGUAUUCGACAGUGAUAGCAUGCGUUCAUUAUUAGAUGAAUAAUUUUUAUUUGUUCUUAUCUUCUUUAUUAGUUUUUAAUAUUCAUGAUCUGCAAUUAUUAUUUUUUUAAUGUUUUUAUUUGAGAUAUUAUUGUUACUUUUCCCUUUCUUCAGGGAUGUGCAUCUUUAAAAGUAUUGCGUCUAUUAAUUCUCUUUCUGUCUUAACUUUCAUGACAGUGCAUAGAUUUGGUGAUGCAUUUCCAAGUGUUUUAUCUACUAUGAAAAUAUCUAGAAGAGCUUUCGUUAAUGUUGGUAUAAACUGUAAUUAAUUCUAGCCAUUUGCUUAGAUUCUUCAAAUAUAAAGUUUUAUAGUAUUUGUAGCUUUUUCUCUAUCCAAUCUGAUUUGAUGAAAUUGCCUUCUUUAAACUUCUAUCUUUCCAUUACAUUUUAAUUAAACAUUCAUGAUAUACGGAUAUACUUUAUUUUGUUGUUAAGUUAGAGACCAGACAAUGCUUAAACUUUUCCCCUGAAAGUUCGCUUAAAAAUAUGUCAUCACUAGUAUAUUCGUUGUAAAUAUUAUUUUGUUCAAUGUCACUCCUAUUUUGUUAAGUAACAUGUAAUGUCUUCUUCUUCUUCUUAAAGGUCCGAAUUUCGGUUCUAUAAGUGUUUGACUAUUUUCUUCACCGUGCUUACACCAUUUGUAUUUCAAGCCCCAAGUCCCUCUUUUCCAAUUUCAUAUGUUGUCUCUUAAUUCUAUAGUUAAAAUUAUUUUCUAAUGUAUUAUAUGUAUUUAUACGCCAUGUCAAAUCAGAUUGAGGUUUACUCAAUGUUCAAUAAAAUCUAAUUGUCGUUAUGUU
Messenger RNA from Lymnaea stagnalis (great pond snail), 35227 nucleotides. The record is from the annotation of a GenBank genome assembly. NCBI's taxonomy places the organism in Eukaryota, Metazoa, Mollusca, Gastropoda, Lymnaeidae.